AUGCAUCUGACAAAUCCUUCCAUGUUGACGAUUGUGUUUGGCUUCCUCCUUGGAGCAGUAAGCCUUCGGCAGCCGAGCCACACAGCCGGUGGCCUUAGCCAGGAAUCAGAACGCUCAUCCGAGGAACUCAAUGGAAUGCGGGGGAGCGCGUUCCUCGAUCUUGAAGCUGCAGACCUCGACAAAGCGCACGCAGGCUUAUGGAGGGCGCUGGCAUCGUCCAAGAUCAAAUACGAGGGCCUUAGUUUGAAUGAAGAUCCGGUGCCGAGCGAUCUCUCGAUGUCGGCGAACGGGGUGCCCCUGCCGUGGGACAGCAAUCGGAGGCCUGGGCGCGUGAAUCCGACUCGGCUGGUUCUCGCCUUGCGUUGGGAGAGGUUCGAGGAGGUUGUGCAGAACGGCGGGAAAAUCCAGAUGUACUUGAAAACUGGAGGCGACUACCGCAAGCCAGACGAGACGAUUCCACCAUGCCAAGAUGGGAACACCUCCGACUGUGUAACGGGUGGCUUUGCGGCGGCCUACUUCCAGGUCCCAGAGAAGAGCGACGUCACGGUCGAGCUGAAUGUGAAAGUCCCCGGGGAAGAAGAUCUCUCCCAUUCCUGGAACAUCGAAACCGCCGAUGCCGGCUCGGGGGACGCGCAGGCGCGGAUCGCCUUCCUUUACCAAAACCAUUCGGAGUAUCAGAAGAAGUGGCGGACGGGCAGAAGUUCCGACAACACCAACUUUGCUUACGCCUCGCAAGAUGAGAAGUUUGUGGACAAGGAGCUGACCAUCCAUGAUCUUGACUCCUCGAACUUCAGGCCAAACCUGGAAAAGAACGGCACCUUGGCCCGGAGUUCCGGUGUUUAA
Symbiodinium sp. CCMP2592 is the source of this 843-nucleotide messenger RNA. The record is from the annotation of a GenBank genome assembly. Lineage: Eukaryota; Dinophyceae; Suessiales; Symbiodiniaceae.